This is a messenger RNA of Drosophila serrata, 1383 nucleotides long. RefSeq names its product eukaryotic translation initiation factor 4B-like. Gene Ontology annotation, molecular function: RNA binding. Lineage: Eukaryota; Metazoa; Arthropoda; Insecta; Diptera; Drosophilidae. Gene Ontology annotation, cellular component: nucleus. The record is from RefSeq and is a predicted model, not a curated record.
CGAUAAAAGGAAAUUGUCUUCUCAAGUUAAAGCAUUUAUAAAAACCUCAAAAUUUAAGUUUGGAAAUCUUUGUCGAAAUGGCUUCUGCAGGCAAAAAGGGCAAAAAGAACAAAGGUACAGUUAUAUCUUUACAAUCCUUCCUCUCUAAUGCUGACACACCUGUUGGAACUACACAAGUCUCAAAGAAAUUGCGAAAUUUGGAUGGCGAAGACAGCGAUGACGGUAGUAAUACAUUGCCAUUAGUUUAUCAGCUCCCUACUGCGCCUAGGGCAAAUCGGAUAUUUGAUGAUAAUUCCAUUCCCCAUAAACCCCCAUUUAUUGCGUAUAUUAAUAAUUUGCCAUUUGAUGCAAAUGAAGACGACCUAUAUGAAUUUUUUGGAAGUAUUAAUUUGAUUUCAUUGAGACUGCCACGUGAAGAUGGUGAAAACGGUAGAUCAAGGGGAUUUGGCUAUGUCGAGCUAGACAAUAGAGAUGAUUUAAUUUAUGUACUGAGCUUACCGGAUCCAUCCAUUAAAGGCCGUCGCAUUCGCAUUGAACUAUCAAACGAAAACGAUCAGCAAAAUCGGCAGAAAAACAAUCGACGUUUUGAUGGCUUCGGAAGUAGUGGAGAAAACAGAGACUCUGGAAAUUGGAGACGAGAUAGUCAAAAUAAUGGUAGUAGUUUUGGCUAUUCUAACUAUGAACGAAGCUUUAAUAGAGAAAGAAAGGUUUUACCGGAAAGAGAUGAAACUAACACACCAGGCUCUUGGCGCACCUGCGCGAAACCACAAUCAAUUGAUUCUUCUCCAACCCGAAGAGAAGAUCUAUUAUCUGACAAAUAUCGCGAAAGUCGUGGAAGAAAUGUAGAAAGAUAUUCACGAGAAGACAACUCAAAACUCGAAGAACGACCAAAAUUAAAUUUAAAACCACGGACUUUGCCACUACCACAUGUGACGAAAACGGAACUUGAAAAAUCUGUUGAGCAUACAAAAAUAGGUAAACAAAGCGGAAAUUUCUCGUUAAAUGUGUUUGGAUCCGCAAAACCGGUUGAUACAGCGGCAAGAGAAUUGGAGAUAACAGAACGAUUAGCCCUCGCUCGAAAACAGGAUACAAGCAGCUUAGAAGAGCUAUGUGGAAAACUUACAGAAGUCGAAAUGGAUAAGAAUGAUAAUGAAAGUUCAAACGAAUCAGUUAGCUGGCGUCGCAAUCAAGACAGUAGGGAUGAAGACAAAGCCCAUAUAAUUAAUGAUGAGCAUCGUGAAGAACGAGUUACCAAUAGUAAAUGGAAGGAGUCUCAGACCCAAAGCGACAGGUAAAUGUACAGUACUAUUCAACCGAAGCUUUGGACAAAAAUAAAACUUUUAUGAUUUUCGAACUCCCCAAUAUUCAUCGCGCUUUUAUAAU